AUGGCUGGCGGCGGCGCAAAACCCCAGCUGAGCGAGUACGAGCUCAAGCGCCAGGAGCAGAUCGAGAAAAACCAGGCCCUUCUGAGAUCGCUCCAAGCCGAUGCUCAACAGGCAGGCCUUGCGCCUGCAGCAUCCAAAGCGCGCUCCUCGGCGCCGGCCAAGAAAGAUAAGAAAAAGCCCGCGGUGAAGAGGGAAAAGGAGGAGGUUGUACCGCGAAGGACCUCUUCGCGCUUGCGGGGGAUUGUUGCGGACAGCGAGGUUGCUAAACGAAAAGCCGAAGACGAACAUGCAGCACUGCAACAGGCCGAGAGAGCGAAACGACAGCGUGUCAGCGACGAUCUGGACCUUGGCGACGUCGUGGUGGCCGGUCACCAUUGGAACCAGAGUGGGAACUUUCUGACUGGCGUCGGUCCUACCAAGCCGUACGAAAGAACCUUCACUGCCGAAAAUGUGAAGAAGACGACGGAGAAGGAGCUACGGGCUCUGCGAGAGAAAAUGAGCGGGCUCCAGCUAUGGGAAGGAUUUGAACCGAAUCAAAUUAAGCUCACGCCUGAGCGCAUAUACGCCUUGGGAUUCCAUCCGACCACGGACAAGGCUUUGAUAUUCGCUGGAGACAAGAUGGGAAACCUCGGCUUGUUCGACGGAUCGCAAAACGUGCCAGACAUCAAGGCCGAAAAGGCCGAAGAUGACGACGAAGACGACGAAGCAGAGCCAGCAGUGACGACGUUCAAGAUACAUACUCGGACAAUAUCUGCCUUUCAAUUUAGCGCCUCAGAGACGCACUCGUUAUUCUCGGCGUCAUACGACUCGUCUGUCCGGAAACUCGACCUCAACAAGGGCGUGGCGGUGGAAAUCUACGCACCAGCAGACAAAUCUGAAGAUGCGCCCCUGUCGGGCAUUGACGUUGGAACAGCCAAUACAGUAUACUUCUCCACCCUUGACGGUAGGUUCGGCAUGCACGAUAUCCGCGCUCCUUCGGACAGCACCGGGGGCACCCAGCUGUUCCAGCUGUCGGACAAGAAGAUUGGUGGAUUCAGCAUGCACCCUACCCACAAACACCUCUUUGCGACUGCAUCGUUGGAUCGCACGAUGAAGAUCUGGGAUUUGCGUAAAAUUACUGGCGAGGGCGACGCCCGAGCACCAGCGCUCCUUGGAGAACACACGAGCAGAUUGUCGGUAUCUCAUGCCGCCUUCAAUUCUGCCGGUCACGUUGCUACCGCAUCUUACGACGACACGGUCAAAGUCCACAACUUUACCAAUUGCAGUGGUUGGAAGGCUGGCGCACAGCUGGAUGACAAGGAAAUGAAGCCUGAAACGAUAAUUCCCCAUAACAAUCAAACUGGUAGAUGGGUGACGAUAUUACGAGCCCAGUGGCAGCAGAUGCCACAAGACGGCGUGCAGCGCUUCUGCAUAGGAAACAUGAACCGGUUCGUGGAUGUUUAUACCAGCAAAGGAGAGCAGCUCGCGCAGCUAGGAGGCGAUGGAAUCACAGCAGUCCCCGCUGUUGCACAGUUCCAUCCCAGCAUGGACUGGAUUGCAGCUGGUACGGGCAGCGGCAAACUGUGCUUCUGGCAGUAG
This is a messenger RNA of Diplodia corticola, 1578 nucleotides long. Its product is annotated as wd repeat containing protein. Gene Ontology annotation, cellular component: nucleus. Gene Ontology annotation, molecular function: protein binding; DNA binding. Lineage: Eukaryota; Fungi; Ascomycota; Dothideomycetes; Botryosphaeriales; Botryosphaeriaceae. Gene Ontology annotation, biological process: regulation of DNA damage checkpoint. The coding region runs from base 1 to 1578 and encodes 525 amino acids. The record is from RefSeq and is a predicted model, not a curated record. The transcript is spliced from 4 exons.